This is a messenger RNA of Gracilinanus agilis (Agile Gracile Mouse Opossum), 781 nucleotides long. Its product is annotated as zinc-alpha-2-glycoprotein-like. The coding region runs from base 1 to 588 and encodes 195 amino acids. Gene Ontology annotation, cellular component: external side of plasma membrane. NCBI's taxonomy places the organism in Eukaryota, Metazoa, Chordata, Mammalia, Didelphimorphia, Didelphidae. Gene Ontology annotation, biological process: immune response. The record is from RefSeq and is a predicted model, not a curated record. The transcript has 4 exons.
AUGAUGAGACCCCUGGUCUGUGCCAUCUUCCUGUUCCUGCUUUCAGGGACCAUAAAGUCCCAAUAUUUAGGGUGUGAUAUUCUACAGUAUGAAGAUGUUGGUUUUUCAAACCCCACAAGUGGACAUUACUCAUUCAGAAGUGCAGCCUCCUUAAAUGACCAAACUGUCUAUAUAUAUGAUAGCAGAAGUAAGAGGGCAGUGCCCAACCCGGGAUGGCAAAAUGUGGAGAAUUGGAAUAAAGUGAGCAAGCUUCAGAAAAAGAGAGAAGAUUUGAUCAUGAAGAACUUUCAAGAAUUCAGGAACUCUAGUAAAGAUUAUACACGCACCUACACCAUUACUCAAAUUUUAGGCUGUCUACUUUGUCAGAACGAUGAUUUCAAGAUAUAUCGGCAUAAUUUUGUUACUGGAAAAGAAUAUAAUGAGAAGUACAAGAAUAUAUUGGGUGUGGCCACAGAAGACCCUGUACCUGAAAUGAAGAAACAACAGUUGAAGCAAGACUUGGUUUCUUUGAAACUGCUCAAUAGAUAUAUGGAGAAACAAUGUGUUCCAACACUCCAAAAAUACCAGAAUUAUAAGAAUGCUAAUUAAGACAAGCCAGGUGGCCAAGUGUGAGGAAAUUUAGGAAUGGUGCCCUCUCAACUCAAACUAAGAGGAAAAUAAGCAGCUGUGAAGGUUUUUGCCACCAUCACUACCUCCCACCAUUAUACGGUUACUUACCAGUUACCUAUCAUUGUCUUUCCAGCCAAGAGCAUACCAUAGAUCCUGAUCCUUCCCUGGGAGA